AUCGACAUGGCUUCCCCAAUUCGGGCGCUUCUUCUUCUGCUGCUGCUCGUCGUCAUCGGGUCGAAUCCAUACUUCACCUCCGCCAAGCCACCGGCUCCGCCCGUUCGCUGCAACGUCACGGGCUGCGUCCUCUCCAACGCCUACGGCGCCUGGGGAGACAGAAGCGAAUGCUGGGUCCGCAGCGUCGUCUACCCCACGAACGAGGAGGCGCUGCGGUCGGCCGUGGCCGAGGCCAACCGGAACAACCUCAAGGCGAAGGUGGUGAGCGGAUUCUCGCACGCAAUCCCGAAGCUGGCCUGCCCCCCGCCGGAGAACUCGGUUCUGAUAAGCACCGCGAAGUACAACACGCGGAUAGAGGUGGACGUGGCUGGCCGCACGGUGACGGCUGAUUCCGGCGUGGGGCUGCGGGAUCUGAUUGAUAAGGUGGAGGCGGCCGGGCUGAGCCUGGUCGCCUCAACGUACUGGGAGGGGGUCAGCGUCGGCGGGAUCAUCAGCACGGGGUCGCAUGGCAGCUCCUGGUGGGGCAAGGGAGGAGCCGUCCACGACCAUGUCGUGAGCCUGAGCAUGGUGAUCCCGGCCGGUGAGUCGGAAGGGUACGCGAAGGUCGUCAGGUUGCUCCGGGGAGACCCGCUCUUCAAUGCCGCAAGCGUCUCCCUGGGGCUUCUGGGGAUCAUAUCUCAGGUGACACUGUCACUCGAACCCAGCUUCAAGAGAAGCAUCACGUACUCAUUCCACGACGACGCCAGCUUCCAAGAUCGCCUGUUGGAUGUUGCUCGCAAGCACGAAUUCCCUGACCUCACCUGGUUUCCAUCGCAGCACACAGUUGCAUUCAGAUUCGACGAUCGAGUCCCCUCGAACGCCUCCGGCGACGGCAUCAAUGACUUCAUCGGUUUCCAACCAAACCUCAUGGCGGUCUGCGCCGCAAUACGAGCUACUGAGAAGCGUUACGACGAAUCAAGAAACAGAAGGGGGAAGUGCGUCACCGCAGCCGCCGAGCUGGAGUAUAGAAGGUUGGCGGGAAAUGGCUUGAAGAACAACGGGAUCUUCACAGGCUACCCGGUGGUGGGCCGCCAGGGAAAGAUGCAGACCUCCGGCUCCUGCCAACACUCACCGGAAGCGGACAGCUUGAGAACGUGCCCUUGGGAUCCUCGAGGCAAAGGGUUGUUCUUCUACGAGACCACGGCAAUCUUCUCUCCUCCCAAGUUCAUGGACUUCAUCCACGACGUGAAGCAGCUCAGGGAUCUGAAACCGGAGAACUUCUGCGGCGUCGACAACUACAACGGGUUUCUGAUACGCUUCAUCAAAAAAUCGGACGCGCUCCUCGGCCAGCCCGAGGACUCUAUCGUCCUGGAUUUCAACUACUACAGAGCCGAUGACCCGUCCACUCCCAGGCUGAACCAGGACGUCUGGGAGGAGGUGGAGCAGAUGGCGUUCAUGAAGCACGGAGCCAGGCCGCACUGGGCGAAGAAUCGAAGGGUUGCCUUCCUUGGUGUGCACCGAAAGUACCCUGGUUUCAGCAAUUUUCUGGCGGCCAAGAACCAAUCGGAUCCCGGAGGCAUGUUUCAGAGCCCAUGGUGGGAUGAAGUGGUCUCGGGGCAGGGAUCGAACACAGGUAACGGCUGCGCACUGGAAGGACAGUGCAUUUGCGCAGAGGACGAGCACUGCAGUCCGAGUAAAGGGUACCUGUGUAGGCCCGGGCUUGUCUACAAAGAAGCCAGGGUGUGCAGGUACACGACAGGGUGACUUUGUUCC
Musa acuminata subsp. malaccensis (wild Malaysian banana) is the source of this 1752-nucleotide messenger RNA. Its product is annotated as L-gulonolactone oxidase 3. Gene Ontology annotation, cellular component: membrane. Lineage: Eukaryota; Viridiplantae; Streptophyta; Magnoliopsida; Zingiberales; Musaceae. Gene Ontology annotation, molecular function: D-arabinono-1,4-lactone oxidase activity; FAD binding. The record is from RefSeq and is a predicted model, not a curated record.